AUGAAUGGAGUAGGGGUUCCCAAUUCCAUGUACAGAGACCCUCACCCGCUGCAGCCAAUCCCCCUAGUUCACAACCUGAACCCCUGGCUGCCACUCCACGCCACACAGCAUGCCCUGCACCCCAAUGUCAUGCUGGCCAGCAUGGGAUCCACUGUCAACGACAACUUGAAGCAGGACAAAGACGCGAUCUAUGGGCACCCAUUGUUUCCUCUGUUAGCUCUGGUCUUUGAGAAGUGCGAGCUGGCAACCUGCACUCCCCGGGAACCUGGAGUGGCCAGCGGAGACAUCUGCUUCUCCGACUCCUUCAACAAGGACAUCACAGUCUUUGCCAAGCAGGUUCAUGCCAAAAAGCCACUUUUCUCCUCAAAUCCAGAGCUGGACAAUUUGAUGAUACAAGCAAUACAAGUACUAAGGUUUCAUCUUUUGGAGUUAGAAAAGGUUCAUGAACUGUGCAAUAACUUCUGCCACUGAUGCCUUAGCUGUUUGAAGGGGAAAAU
This is a messenger RNA of Cebus imitator (Panamanian white-faced capuchin), 497 nucleotides long. RefSeq names its product homeobox protein Meis2-like. The record is from RefSeq and is a predicted model, not a curated record. The transcript has a single exon. Bases 1 to 471 code for a protein of 156 amino acids. Lineage: Eukaryota; Metazoa; Chordata; Mammalia; Primates; Cebidae.